AUGGUCAAGCACCAAAGGCGGUCUCACCAGCGUGGCAUGCACAACGGUGGCGACAUCUUGGACGACUGCACCUCUGACUCCGACAGCGGCGAGUCGCCCUCGACCCCGAAGCACGCCAACAUGCAAUGGCCUCACCCUCAGGGUGUCAUGGCCAUGAACCAUCCCGGCAUGGGCCACGCCAUGAGCCGAGCUACAUCCUUCGGCGACUACACCCAGCACAUGAACGGGUACCAGAUGCAGCAGCAGCAGCAACAGUAUGGCGCACACCGCCACAGCCUGUCCGGCGGCCCCCACGAGUUCCACGGACAGUCGGUCCACGAGCAGCAGCAUCCCGCCGUCAUGCUGCAGCGAACCGCCAGUAUGCCUCAGCCGCCGUACUUCGUGACGGAGCAGGGUAAUCCGGGUGUCGCUACCAUGAACACGAACAUGUACGCACAAGUGCCCCGGCAGCAACAGCAGCAGGUCGAAAUUCCGUACUCUGCACCUGGUAUGAACCAGUCCAUCCAAAGCAGCCCGAGCAGCUUCUCGGCAGCAUCGGGUAGGAGCCCAUCCACUCAGGAAGGGUUUUAUACUCACCAGCCUACCCAAGCAGCCACGUAUGCCCUGCAUCAUGCCUCCCCCGUCGUCGAGCAGCAGCAGCAGCAACCGGGCAUGGUCCCGUACCAGCACCAGCAGAUGCAACAGCAGAUCCACACUCCCCAGCCGAUCCCGACGCAGGCACCGCAGCCUCCUCCCCAGCAGCACGUCAGCCAGUACGCCUCACCGACGCCCCAGACCCAGCCCGAAGAGUACUGGAACGGCGUUCCAUACCAGGCACCAGUCGAGGUCGCCACCAUCGGCCAGCUCCCAACCUACGGCUCAGGUGUGUACGACCCUUGGGGAGGCCCCAAGAUCGAGUUCGAGGACCCUUCGAUGCAGCUCCCCUCCGCGCGGAUCGAGAAUAUGUAA
Molecule: messenger RNA, 948 nt
Organism: Colletotrichum spaethianum
Lineage: Eukaryota; Fungi; Ascomycota; Sordariomycetes; Glomerellales; Glomerellaceae
Exons: 1
Coding region: 1-948 (315 amino acids)
Source: RefSeq, a predicted model, not a curated record